Messenger RNA from Colletotrichum higginsianum IMI 349063, 984 nucleotides. RefSeq names its product 6-phosphogluconate dehydrogenase. The transcript is spliced from 2 exons. NCBI's taxonomy places the organism in Eukaryota, Fungi, Ascomycota, Sordariomycetes, Glomerellales, Glomerellaceae. Bases 1 to 984 code for a protein of 327 amino acids. The record is from RefSeq and is a predicted model, not a curated record. Gene Ontology annotation, molecular function: oxidoreductase activity.
AUGGCGCUCUCUCUCCCUAAAAUAGGCAUCCUCUCCAUCGGCGACAUGGGCAUGGGCAUCGCCAAGCUGCUCGUCUCCAAGGGCUUCUCGGUCGCCACGAACGGUCAAGGGAGAAGCCAAGCAACCCUCACGAGAGCGCGGGACGCCGACGUCGAGGUCCUCAACUCGGACGUCCACCUGGUUGAAUCGCGGCCCUUCAUCCUCUCCGUCGCGCCGCCCCGGGACGCCCUCGGCAUCGCGCAGCGCAUCAUUGACGCGACCAGGGCCGCCAGCCUCGACAAGCCGCUGUACUUCACCGACCUCAACGCCGUGUCCCCGGCCACGUGCAAGCGGAUGGCCGGCAUGUUCGACGACGCCGGGAGCCCGGUGCGCUUCGUGGACGGGUGCAUCAUCGGCGGUCCGCCGAAGCUCAAGACCAGCGCCGGCACCGGCGUCGGUGGGGCACCGGGAUCGUGGUACGUCCCCAGCAUGCCGGCCUCCGGGCGGUAUCCCCUAGCCGAGGCGUGCGCCGAGCUCGCCGAGACGCUGAACAUGCGGCACAUCUCCCCCGAGGUCGGCGCCGCCAGCGGUCUCAAGAUGUGCUUCGCGACGGCGACCAAGGGCUUCAUGGGCCUCGGCAUCCAGGCCUUCACCACGGCCUCGGCGCUCGGCGUCGUCGGCGAGCUGAGGCGGGAGAUGCGUGAGGCCGCGCCGGGCCUGCUCGACUUCGCCGAGGCGUCCAUCCCCCUGGUGCCGCCCAAGUCGUAUCGCUGGGUGCGGGAGAUGGAGGAGAUCUCGGACACGCACCGCGACGAGGGCGGGUUCGACGCCGGCGCCGACGUCUUCCGCGCCAUGGCCGAGCUGUACCGCAUCAUGGCCGAGGAUCCCGUGUUGGGCGCGGAGAAGGUCGGGGAUAGGAGGGCGGGCGAGUCGGUGGACGGCCUUGCUGCGGCGUUGGCGGAGGGGCUGGCCGGCCGGAAGAAGAAGAGUCUCCCCGCUGCUUGA